AUGAGGAUAGAAAAGUGUUGGUUUUGCUCUUCGAGCAUUUACCCUGGGCAUGGCAUACAAUUUGUUCGUAAUGAUGCCAAGGUAUUGUUCCUCUCGAUUAUUGCACAUUUACUUCAUCUGCUUCCACUAGCCAUGCUGUAUCUCAUCCGUUGCAGACCUCAAUUUCCUGUAUCAUGUAAAAUGUGUGAAGUACUCAUCAUUUUCUGAAAGAUUCUUAUUAGUGUUAUUUAAGAUUGGGUUACAGUGCAUGCAUCUACACGCCAAUGAAGAAUUAUCAAAGAUGAUUUCAGAGACAAUGUAUCACUAAUCCUUCAUUAUUCGGAAUACUUGCAAAACUCCUUGCAAAGAAAUGCUGUCAAAUUCUAUGAAUGUUCGCCUCAGUUAUUAUAAGUUAAUUUUCCCUUGCAAGGAAGUAGCAAUUAUUAUCCUCUUUGGAGGGCAAAGUGGGUAAAACCAGCUUUUGUUAUUAUUGUCUGGUUGAUCCGUUUCUCCUAUUAUCUCGGGUAAUGAAUGAUAUUAGGUUGCUUUCCAAUAGUUUAACAUUUUCUUAUUUAGGAUCUUAUCGUAGAUAUUUAUGUGUCUACUUUAUAAAAUGACCAUUUUUAAAAGGUAAAAGUAUUCACUAGUGUUGAUAUUUCCGCAGAUAUUUCGAUUCUGUAGAUCCAAAUGCCACAAGAACUUCAAGAUGAAGAGAAAUCCACGCAAGGUUAAGUGGACAAAAGCUUACAGAAGGGUUCAUGGAAAGGAUAUGACACAGGUAACAAUAAAGUCAUUUUGAAUGUGAUCAGCGGACUCGCUGGCUUUCAUUUAUUUCCCUAUCAAUUAGAUAUGUAAGCCUGUCUUUUUCCCUUUUUUCUCUCCUCUUCCAGGACUCUACUUUUGAGUUGGAAAGAAAACGAAACAGACCUGAGAGAUAUGACAGGAAUGUUGCCGAAAACACACUCAAGGCCAUAAAGAAGAUUGACAAAGUCAGAGUGGCUAGAGAAGCCAGACACCACGCCCAGAGGUUCACCUCAGUUGUCCUUUGUUAUUAUUAUUAUUUAUUUAUUUACUAGUGCAGUAUGUUUUCAUCCGGUCAAAGAAGCCCACGGUUAUAUAAUCUUAUUUUACUUCGUGGUUCUCCAUUAAAUUGUUCCGAUUUCUCUUUGUCGGUGAUUGAUAUGCCCUUCGAUAUUCUUCUAUUUACUUCUUCUCUUUGUGGCUCGUAUUGCAGGAUGAAGGGCAAUAAGGUCUCUGAGAUGAAGGCAGCAGUGAAGGAGCUGGAGCAGAGCAUCCACAUGGUGAAGGCUCCCAUUGCACUCAAAGAGGAUCCCUCUCUCACCCUCCCCAAGCUCAAGGUUAAAGUCGUCCAGCCAGCACAAGCAGAGGAUCAAAUGGAAGAAUGA
This is a messenger RNA of Spirodela intermedia, 1385 nucleotides long. Lineage: Eukaryota; Viridiplantae; Streptophyta; Magnoliopsida; Alismatales; Araceae. The record is from the annotation of a GenBank genome assembly.